Gadus macrocephalus (Pacific cod) is the source of this 2000-nucleotide messenger RNA. RefSeq names its product 2-oxoglutarate and iron-dependent oxygenase domain containing 2 (gene ogfod2). NCBI's taxonomy places the organism in Eukaryota, Metazoa, Chordata, Actinopteri, Gadiformes, Gadidae. Gene Ontology annotation, molecular function: iron ion binding; oxidoreductase activity, acting on paired donors, with incorporation or reduction of molecular oxygen; L-ascorbic acid binding. The transcript is spliced from 6 exons. The record is from RefSeq and is a predicted model, not a curated record. Bases 106 to 1266 code for a protein of 386 amino acids.
GGGCUCACAACAAACACACAGGCUUCCGGGGGCGUGUCCUCUGAUAUUUCUCUUUCAGGGAAAGUUUCAACUUCAUAUUGUAAUAAAAUCACGCAUACAGAAGUCAUGGACGAGGGGGAACGGGAGAAGCAGUGUUUCUACACUUGUCGCUGUUACCUCACGGACAACAUCUUCCUGGAGGACUACAGGCUCCACGUGAGAUACGUGACUGAACAGCAGUUCAGGGCCGACCACCAGCAGGUGCUCAGAAGUCGUGGUUGUUUAACAGAUGAGCAUUUUGACGAGGUUCUUCAAAAGAUCGCUCAGGAGGUUGAAAGACGUCAGAGUCUGAAUACAGAGUCUGCUGAGAGAACCGCUGAGAUACGACAGGUGUACCGGCCGCGCCAUCCUCACCUCUACCACCUCCAGGAGUCGUUCCUCGCCCCAGAGUUCCUACAGAUCGUGGCGUAUUGCCGGAGUUCUGGAGCCAAUCAGGAAGGACUGCUUGGGAUGCUUCAGUCGGAAGCCGGUGCGUUGGGAACGACACGGAGCAGAUGUUCCGGCACGAAUGUAAGAAUAAUAAAAGAAACGCCCAGAGUUGAACGGUGGUCUGUCCUCUCUGUUGAAGCUCCGCGCGUGUUUCGCCUCGCGGUGUUCACCAGGACCUUCUGCCAGGAGCUGGUGGAGGAGCUGGAGCACUUUGAACGCUCCCCGGCCCCCAAGGGGCGGCCCAACACCAUGAACAAUUACGGGAUGUUACUCAACGAACUGGGGUUCGACGGGGGCCUGACCACGCCCCUCCGCGAGCGCUACCUCGGACCAAUCGCGUCGCUGCUCUACCCAGACUGCGGGGGGGGCUGUCUGGACAGCCACAAGGCCUUCGUGGUGAAGUACGACCUGAGGGAAGACCUGGACCUCAGCUAUCAUUAUGACAACGCCGAGGUCACCCUCAACGUCUCGCUGGGGAAGGACUUCACGGGGGGAAACCUCUACUUUGGUGACAUGAAAGAUGUGCCUUUGGGCGACACAGAGUGCUCGGAGGUGGAGCACCGUGUGAGUGCGGGCCUGCUCCACCGGGGGCAGCAGAUGCACGGCGCGCUGCCCAUCGCGGCGGGCCAACGCUGGAGCCUCAUCAUCUGGAUGAGGGCCUCACGCCAACGCAACCACCGCUGCCCCAUGUGCAGCCAGACGCCCUCGCUGGUCCGGGGGGAGGGCUUCGCCGACGGAUUCACGGACGGGGUCGGAGACGAGGAGGGAGCUCAGAACGCGUCCUGUGUGCUAACUUGAUGCUAUGUUAAGGGGAUGGAUGCUAACAUGAUGCUAGCAUGAUGUUAACGUCAUGUGUUCUACACCAUGCUAUUCAAACGGGAUACUAGCGUUGUUAUUCUCAUUGCAGAAUGUUUACUGACAGAAUGUGCCUGUAUAUGGAAGCCAAAAAAAACGUACAAAUAUCCGAAUAUGAUUUUCCUUAUAUUUCUGAACUUCUCUUUAAUUUAUAUGUAUAAUUAUGUUUUAUAUUUUACACUGAGAAACCUUAUAUUAAAUCUACAAUAUUUUUGUUAAACUACUGAUGUGCUCGUAGCCUGACAUGACGACCUGCCACUUUGUGAUUCACACAUGUAAAUUCUAAGUGUACUUAAAUACCAUAUUUUCCAUAAUCCUUCAAUGGAAACCAAGAAACAUAUUUUUUCCUAACAUGCGUAUGAAGAAGCAAAAAUACCCAAGCUUGUAUGUUCUACUUUAAGGCUGUAAAUGCAUAAUAAUGGUUAUUAAUAAGCUGUGCUCAGUUCAUAUAGGCUCACAUCUAUAUUAAUAAAUGGUCAUGUAAAUUACGUAAAAAUGUAUCUAUUGAAUAGCAUUAGCAUAUAGGCUUUGGUACAAAAGACAAAACAAGUGUUCAGAUUUAAAAGUGACGUUAUUUUAAUCAUAAAACUUAUUGCUACAAGAAUAUACUCUGGUUUUGUUGUUUUUGAAAAUAUAAUACAGUUCGAUUCAAUAUCGAUCAAUUUGGCAACAUCAAA